AUGCAGGUUUCCAUUAUCGCCGUCCUUGCCACCGCCGCCAGCCUCGCUGCCGCCCUGCCCACCAACACCGCUAGCCCCACCUGCGGUCUGCCUGGCAACUUGCACAAGACCAAAGUUAAGGCCGGCCAGACCCUGACCGCCAUCGCUGAGCGCUUCCACUCCGGCAUCUGCGACAUCGUCUCGCUGAACAAGCUCGAGAACCCUAACGUCAUUUUCCCCGGCCAGGAGCUCUUGGUCCCUGUCGACGUCUGCAACCCCGACAACACCUCUUGCAUCACGCCCGUCGGCGAGGCUACUUGCGUCAAGGACGGCCCAGCCACCUACGUGAUCGCCAGCGGUGACACCUUCUUCACGAUCGCCCAGAAGCUCGGAAUCACCACUGACUCCCUCACCGGCGCCAACCCCGGCGUUGCCCCCCAGAGCCUCAAGGCCGGUCAGGUUAUCAACGUUCCUGUGUGCAAAUAA
Messenger RNA from Colletotrichum graminicola M1.001, 465 nucleotides. Its product is annotated as LysM domain-containing protein. The coding region runs from base 1 to 465 and encodes 154 amino acids. The record is from RefSeq and is a predicted model, not a curated record. The transcript has 2 exons. NCBI's taxonomy places the organism in Eukaryota, Fungi, Ascomycota, Sordariomycetes, Glomerellales, Glomerellaceae.